AUGGGACGGGGAAAGAGAGGUCGGGAGCCACGACCUUCCCGGUCUGCACGACGACGUUCGCUCCGUGUCGACGAGCGGUCGACGACGUCGACGAUCCGACGCACCGUCGACGUCGACUCCGCGUCGAAAACGAAAUACGAACGUCGCAAGGAGAUGGAAUUCGCGUCGCACUCGCGUCCCCGACGAGGAGUCGACGUCCUGUCGAUGCGACACGAACGGGCGAAGUCGGGCGAAGCCAGAGCCGAAUCCUUGGAAUUCCCGAGCCUCGAAGUCGGAUGGCGGCGAAUCCCCAACACGGCGAGCCGCUUCGCGAAGGGAGAGGACGCGUUGGAUCUGAGUCGUCUGCUGAACGACGACCUGGCCGGGACGGUGAGAAAACAUCCGGAUCGAUUCGUGGGAUUGGGGACGAUCCCCAUGCAAUCCCCUCAGAUGGCAGUGGAAGAGUUGAAACGCAUCCGGUACGACCUCCGCUUCCCCGGCGUCCAGAUCGGAUCCCACGUCGACCGAUGGAAUCUGGACGCUCCCGAGCUGCAUCCCAUCUACAAGCGCUCGUCGAUUCGUGAGUGGUUCUAUUCUCGUUCUGCGAGCCGUCGGCUCGUUCAUCGCUCUUCCAACCCUCGAAUGAAGGUGGCCGAGGACUCUCGGGGCGUGGGAGAAGCUGCACGUUCCGUCGGUACGGCCGCAUUCCUCCGAGCCCUGCAGCCCUGCAGUCGUGCACGAUGGACCUCGACCCAAUCCUCGAACGCCCGUGAUGGAGCUCGAGGGCCUGCUUUCGAAGGGUCGGACGAGUGGCGAACGGUCCGGGUCUUCCGAUCGCUCCUUCGACACGGGGUCGGGAGAAGACGUCGGUACGAGCGAAACCAUCCGAGGGGGUCACGCGAUCUCGUCGGGAACAAGCAGCAGGAAUUCGGAGGGGCGAGAGAUGGCAGCACCGAGCACCACGGACCCCUCCUGCAGCAGUCCUCGUAG
Darwinula stevensoni is the source of this 969-nucleotide messenger RNA. NCBI's taxonomy places the organism in Eukaryota, Metazoa, Arthropoda, Ostracoda, Podocopida, Darwinulidae. The record is from the annotation of a GenBank genome assembly.